This is a messenger RNA of Ipomoea nil (Japanese morning glory), 711 nucleotides long. RefSeq lists its product as uncharacterized. NCBI's taxonomy places the organism in Eukaryota, Viridiplantae, Streptophyta, Magnoliopsida, Solanales, Convolvulaceae. The record is from RefSeq and is a predicted model, not a curated record. The transcript has a single exon. The coding region runs from base 1 to 711 and encodes 236 amino acids.
AUGGAAGCUGUUAUGUACCGUUCAUCUUCAGAUCAACAAAUCUCACCUAACAAAAACUACUUUAGAAGCUCGAUGAAGAUGAUGAAUCGAGCAUCUUUGAUUCCUAGGUUUUCUGAGGAUUUUGUUCCUGCGGCAUAUUUGCAGGCGGGGCUUUUACAGGCUCCUGUUCAUCCUCCUCCUCCUCCAUUUCUGUCUCAAUCUUUUCCUGUUUUUUCAGUUCACCAGCAACAGCCGCCUCUUCUUCCUCUCCCCAUCUCCAAUGGCGGAUAUAGCAUGAAUUUCAGUCAAAGUAGGACACUUUCUUGCCCUCCCAACUAUGGGAGACCCAAUAAUAACAGCAAGAACAGAAGCAGAGAUCCCUCUCUGACGCCCAAGAAAUCCAAGCAGAAGAUCUCCAAGUCUCCCAAGAAAGAAGACUUUGAGAAGAAGAUGAAAUCUGCAAAAGAAGUUGUUGCCCCUUUGGGUCCAGACCCAGAACAUCUUCCUAAACAUGUUGUUGUCCCCAAGGUCUUAUCUUUUUCAUCGACAGAGAAAGAUGAUGAUGAGGGGGACAAGUUUUCAGGAUCUGUAGUGUUCACACUUUCACCUCCGCCUAGCAGCCUGCCUUUGCCCACUUUUUCAUUGAGGCCGAAGCUGAGCUGCAAAGCAGAGGCCGCCGGAAUAGACACCGGAGCGACUGACAAUCUCUGCAGACUUCUUCGUCUCCGGUAA